AUGGUUCAAGUUAAAGUCAGAGAAGGUUGGUUGGAGGGAGAAGUAACCGAGAAUGUAUUGGGAGGAAGUUUUUACAGUUUCAGAGGCAUCCCUUACGCUGAACCCCCUGUUGGUGACCUCAGAUUCAAGCCACCGCAACAAAAACAGCCCUGGGAUGGAAUCAGGGAAGCAAAGGAGUUCGGCCCCAUUUGCUAUCAGUUCGAUUUGCACAACAUUGGAUCCACACCGACCGGUUCUGAGGACUGUCUGUAUUUAAACGUGUAUACGCCCGAAGUUGACCCUAAAGAGCUUCUUCCCGUAAUGUUUUACAUUCAUGGAGGAGGUCUGGCCAUUGGAAGUGGUAAUGACAACAUGUACGGUCCUGAAUUUUUAGUCACACAUGGAGUGGUUCUCGUGACCUUCAAUUACAGAUUGGAAGUUCUAGGCUUCCUCUGUUUAGACACCGAGGACGUGCCCGGUAAUGCUGGCAUGAAGGACCAGGUAGCAGCUCUUAGGUGGGUCAACGAAAACAUCACUAGCUUUGGCGGCGACCCCAAAAAUAUCACAAUCAUCGGACACAGCGCCGGUGGCGUCAGCGUGAGUUACCACCUAAUUUCGCCAAUGACGAAGGGUUUGUUCAAAAGAGCUAUAGUCAAAAGUGGUUCCCUCACUUGUCCAUGGGGUAAAAUAUUCCAGCCGCGUGAGAGAGCGUAUGCGUUAGCUAGAAAAUUAGGAUUUCACUCCACAGAUGAUAAAGAGCUGUACGAGUUUUUCAAGACCCAGCCGAAGGAAUCACUUAUCACUAUACAAGUGCCAAUAACGUUAAAUGAAAAGGCGAAGGAACUCCUCGAUGUGAAUUUCGGGGUGGUGGACGAAAAGAAGUUUGGCAACAAUGAAAGAUUCAUAUAUGGAGAUGUGACUGAUAGACUGCGCAAUAACAUGCAUGAGGGUAUUGACCUCUUAAUGGGAUAUGCCGAAGAUGAAGGACUCAUCAAUUUGAGAGUUGGAAUACCAUUAGAGAAGCUUUGUUUCAACGCUAAUGAGUUCCGUGAGUUUUUCGUUCCAAAUCCAAUAGCCUAUAAUUGCCCAUUGAAUGUUCAAUUUGAAGUUGGUAGAAGAAUAAAACAAUUUUACUUCAACGAAGAAUUAGUAACAAUGGACAAUUUAAGUGAAAUGAUCAAGUUCUUCUCCCUGAACAUGUUUGUCUAUCCUAUGUUCCAAUUAGCAAGGAGUUUAUCGAAGAAAAACAAUGUCUAUUUCUACAAAUUUACCGGCAAAACUGAAAGAAACUUUAUGGUCCAUGUUUUAAGACUGGAGGAGGUUUUAGGGGAUAGAAUUCCAGUUUGCCAUGCCGAUGAAGUUAAUUAUCUUUUUCCAAUGAAAAAGUUCAAUCUUAAACUCGAUAUAAAUGCUAAAAGCUAUAAAAUAAUUCAAAAUAUGACAAAGCUUUGGACUAAUUUCGCUAAACAUGGGAAUCCAACGCCAGAUGACAGUAUGGGCAUUAAGUGGAUCCCAUACAAUUCGAAUGAGCAGCAUUAUUUGGAAAUAAGCGAGAACUUGAUCGUGGGCACCGAGCCCGAUAAAAAAGAGGUUGACUUCUGGGAAAACAUAUUCAGGGAAUUUUUACCGAAUUCUGUUCCAUAU
Molecule: messenger RNA, 1623 nt
Organism: Iphiclides podalirius (scarce swallowtail)
Lineage: Eukaryota; Metazoa; Arthropoda; Insecta; Lepidoptera; Papilionidae
Source: the annotation of a GenBank genome assembly